AAAGAGGAGCGGCGUUCGGCCCGACAGGGCCUCGCGUAGGAGAGGCGGACGCGCAGCCGCCCUACCACUCUUCGGGGCCUGGCGCUCCGACCCAACCCUGGAGCCUGAGCUGCGCAUGCGUCGCGCGAGCGGCCGCCUCCGCCUCUAGUAGGGCUCGCGGCGGGGUUGAGCGUCCGACUCCGCGGUCGGAGCCGCCCAGGAGCCGGGGAACCGAGCGGUCUCGUCUGAAGGGCGCGGGAGGGCAGGCGCAGGAAGAAGGAGCGCCGCGUCCACCGCGGCUGAGAAAAAUGGUGUUCGAGUCGGUGGUCGUGGACGUGUUGAACCGGUUCUUGGGGGACUAUGUGGUGAACCUGGACAAGUCCCAGCUCAAUCUGGGCAUCUGGGCAGGAGCUGUGGCCCUGAAGAAUCUUGAAAUUAAAGAAAAUGCCCUGAGUCAACUGGAUGUACCAUUUAAAAUUAAAGUUGGCCAUAUAGGUAAUCUUAGUCUUAUAAUUCCAUGGAAAAAUCUUUAUACCCAACCAGUUGAAGCUCUAUUGGAAGACAUUUAUCUACUCAUAGUGCCUUCUUCUAGAAUAAAAUAUGAUCCUUUAAAAGAAGAAAAACAACUCUUUGAAGCAAAGCAACAGGAACUGAAAAGGAUAGAAGAAGCAAAACGAAAAGUAGCUGAUCAAGAAAAACAUCAGGUGGAGAAACAGGACACUUUUACAGAAAAAUUAAUUACUCAGAUCAUAAAAAAUCUUCAAGUGAAAAUUUCCAACAUCCAUAUUCGCUAUGAAGAUGAUGUCACAAAUCGAGACAACCCACUGUCAUUUGGUAUUUCCCUUCAGAAUCUCAGCAUGCAGACAACUGAUCAAUACUGGAUUCCAUGUUUACAUGAUGAAACUGAGAAACUAUUUCGUAAGUUAAUCCUAUUGGAUAACCUUUUUGCCUAUUGGAAUGUGAAGUCUCAGAUGUUUUAUCUUGGUAAUUAUGAUGAAUCAUUGGACAGCCUGAGGAAUGGUAUUGCUGAUGAAAGUAUUAUUCCAGAAGGUUAUGAUUUUGUAUUUCGCCCCAUAUCUGCUAAUGCCAAACUUCAGAUGAAUCGCGGAUUGGAUUUUGACUUUUCUGCCCCCAAAAUAAGCCUGGAUGUUGAGUUACAUGACAUAACAAUUGAAUUUAAUAAACCACAGUAUUUCAGUCUUAUGGAACUUCUUGAAUCGGUUGAUGUGAUGACGCAAAAUCUACCAUACAGGAAAUUCAAACCUGAUGUACCUCUCCACUACCAUGCCAAAGAAUGGUGGGUUUAUGCUAUACGUGGUAUUCUUGAAGUAAAUGUUCAGCCCCACUUACGGAUGUGGUCAUGGAAGCAUAUAAGAGAACACAGGCAAAAAAUGAAGCAAUAUAAAGAACUGUAUAAAAGAAAGCUAACAAGUAAGAAGCCGUCUGGUGAACUUCUCAACUCUUUGGAGGAGUUGGAAAAGACUUUGGAUGUAUUUAAUAUAACUAUAGCAAGACAACAGGCAGAAGUUGAGGUAAAGAAAGCUGGAUACAGGAUUUUCAGAGAAGGAGCACAAGAGUCAGAGGAUAAUAAAGGAUGGUUUAGCUGGCUGUGGACUUGGUCAGAAUCACGUACUAAACAACAACCAGAUCUUAAACCUGGAAGUCUUGAAGAAAUGUUGACACCUGAAGAAAAAACUUUACUAUAUGAAGCAAUUGGCUAUAGUGAAACAGCAGUUGAUCCAACCUUGCCAAAAACAUUUGAAGCCAUGAAGUUUUUUGCUCACUUGAAAAGUAUGUCUAUUAUUCUAAGAGAACAACAACAAAAAUAUGAACUGUUAGAUAUUGUAGUGGAAGAAUUUAGCACUUUGAUUGUGCAAAGACCAGGAGCACAAGCAGUUAAAUUUGAAACCCAGAUAGGUUCAUUUCAUGUUACUGGCUUACCAGGUAAUUCAACAAAACCCCGCCUCCUGUCUUCAUUGGAUGAUGCUGCAUCACUCUUGCGAAUUAUAUUUGAGAUAAAUCCAUUAGAUGAAACUGUUGCUCAAAGGUGUAUCAUAGAAGCUGAACCUUUAGAAAUGCUAUAUGAUGCAAGAACAGUUAAUAGUAUAGUGGAAUUCUUCAGACCUCCAAAAGAGGUAAAUCUAGCACAGCUGACUUCAGUGACUUUGACAAAACUUGAAGAAUUUCGUGAUAAGACAGCAGCAGGUCUGCUGUAUAUUAUUGAAACACAGAAAGUUCUUGAUCUCAAAAUUAAUUUGAAGGCUUCAUAUAUUAUUAUCCCACAAGAUGGAAUUUUUAGCCCUACAUCAAAUCUGCUUCUUUUGGAUCUUGGUCAUCUAAAGGUGACAAGUAAAAUUCGUUCAGAAUUACGAGAUUUAAAACAAGGUGGGGCGAAACUUGAAGAGAUAAUGUGUAGAGCUUAUGAUUCCUUUGAUAUUCAGCUUACAAGCAUACAGCUGCUUUACAGCAGAGUUGGUGAUAAUUGGAAAGAAGCACGAAAACUCAGUGUAUCCACACAACAUAUCUUGGUACCUAUGCACUUCAAUGUGGAACUCUCUAAGGCCAUGGUUUUCAUGGAUAUAAGGAUGCCCAAAUUCAAGAUUUUUGGAAACUUACCACUGGUUUCUUUACAAAUCUCAGAUAAAAAACUGCAAGGGAUUUUGGAAUUGAUUGAAAGCAUCCCAAAACCCCCACCUGCAACUGAAGCAACUGAAGUAAAUGUCCCUGUCAAACCAUUUCAGAUUCAAAGAUCCACUUCUUUGGGAACAUCACAGAUUUCACAGAAAAAGUUUCCUCUUUUGGAAAUUCCAUGUGUUGAAGAUGAUUCAGAUGAGGAGUUUUUUGAUGCCCCAUCUAGUCCCUUGGAAGAGCCUCUUCAACCUCCAUCUAGAGUUAAAAGUCCUCAACAAAAAAAGCUUCAAAAGCCAGAUUGUUCAAAAAAUAUGACUGAGUAUAAAAUAAGAUUUGAAGUGCCAGAGGUUUUGAUUCAAUUCUGUCACCUUGUUGGAGAUUGUGAACUACCUGUGGUAGAAAUUAAUGUCUUGGGAUUGGGCACAGACAUUGAGCUUAGAACAUUUGAUUUGAAAGCAAAUGCCUUUUUGAAAGAGGUCUGCUUAAAAUGCCCAGAAUAUUUUGAUGAAAACAAGAAACCAAUUUAUUUGAUUACAACACUGGAUAACACAAUGGAAGAUCUGUUAACACUGGAAUAUGUGAAGGCUGAAAAGAAUUUACCCAUAACAAUGUUGAAGGACACCUAUAACAGUGUUGUGCAACUGAUUAAGGUGAAUUUUUCCUCUUUGGACAUUCAUUUACAUACUGAAGCACUUCUGAAUACAAUAAAUUAUUUUAAUAAUAUCCUUCCAUAUUUGGAGGAAAAACCAGCCCCAGUGCAUAUUGCAGAGACUGAAGACAAAGGAGAGUUUAUUAAAAAAAUACCUUUAAAAUUAUCCAAGAAUGAAGAUAUUGUUACCUUACAGAUUUUAGCAGAAUUAUCAUGUUUACAGAUCUUUAUUCAAGAUCAGAAACAUAACAUUUCAGAAAUUAAGAUUGAAGGGCUUGAUUCUGAGAUGAUUAUGAGGCCAUCAGCGACUGAAAUAAAUGCAAAGCUAAGGAAUAUAAUUGUUCUGGAUUCUGAUAUAACAGCUGUAUACAAAAAGGCUGUUUAUAUUACUGGAAAAGAAGUUUUCAGCUUCAAAAUGAUUUCUUAUAUGGGUGCAACUGCUGGUUCUGCGUACACAGAUAUGAAUGUGUUUGACAGUCAAGUUAAUUUAACUGUUGGUUGCAUUGAAGUAGUUCUUGUCACAAAAUUUCUGUAUUCUGUAUUGGCUUUUAUAGAUAAUUUUCAAGCAGGUAAACAAGCCUUGGCUGAGGCAACUGUUCAGGCAGCAGAAAUGGCUGCUACUGGUGUAAAAGAACUGGCACAAAGGAGUUCUAGAAUGGCAUUGGAUGUUGACAUCAAAGCCCCAGUUGUGGUUAUCCCACAGUCUCCAGUUUCUGAAAAUAUUUUUGUUGCUGAUUUUGGACUAAUUACAAUGAAAAAUACAUUCCAUGUGAUAACAGAGAGUCAGAUCAACCCCCCACCCAUUAUUGAUUUGAUAACGAUAAAGCUGAGUGAAAUGCGACUAUACAGGUCUCAAUUUAUUAAUGAUGCAUACCAGGAAGUACUGGAUCUACUAUUGCCACUAAAUCUUGAGGUGAUUGUUGAGCGAAAUUUAUCCUGGGAGUGGUACCAGGAAGUUCCUUGUUUUAAUGUAAAUGCUCAACUGAAGCCCAUGGAGUUCAUUCUUAGUCAAGAAGAUAUAACAACUAUUUUUAAAACAUUAUACGGCAACAUAUGGUAUGAAGAAGGUGAUAGUGCCUCAUGUGGAGUAAUAAAAGAUCAGUCUAGUGUUACUAGUGGUGCUACUAAUGCUUCACACCAUUCAGGAGGAACAACUGUAGUGACAGCUGCUGUGGUAGAAGUACAUUCACAUGCUUCCCAAGUUAAGACAACACUAAAUAUGAGUUUCAGAACUGAUUAUCUCACCAUGGUACUGUAUAGUCCAGAUCCUAAACAGACUUCCUUUACAGAUAUUCGUGAUCCUUCUCUGAAACUUGCUGAAUUUAAGUUGGAGAAUAUUAUAAGUACUUUAAAAAUGUCUACAGAUGACUCAACAUUUUCUUCCUUCUCAUUAAAAAACUGUAUUUUAGAUGACAAAAGGCCUCAUGUCAAGAAGGCAACUCCUAGAAUGAUAGGACUAACAGUUGGGUUUGACAAAAAGGACAUGAUGGAUAUAAGGUAUAGGAGAGUCAGAGACGGUUGGGUGGCUGAUUUAGUCCUUCAAGAAAUGUAUAUUUGUGCAAGUGUGGAAUUUCUGCUGACAGUUGCAAAUGUCUUUCUUGAGGCCUACACUACAGGCACUGCUGUAGAAACCAGUGUUCAAACAUGGCCUGCUAAAGAAGAAGUACUUGUACAACAAUCAGAGAAGUGGGAAAUUAAUAUUAUUAUUAAAAAUCCUGAGAUUGUGUUUGUGGCUGAUAUGACAAGAAAUGAUGCUCCUGCCUUAGUCAUUACAACACAAUGUGAGAUUUGUUGGCAAGGUGACUUUGAAAAUAAUACAAUGACCGCUGCCAUUAAAGAUCUCCAAGUGAGAGCAUGCCCAUUUCUUCCAGUCAAGAGAAAAGGAAAAAUCACUACUGUUUUGCAGCCUUGUGAUUUGUUCUAUCAAGCUACUCAGAUAAGUACAGAUCCACAAGUGAUUGAAUUAUCAGUAAAAUCCCUCACACUGAAGGUUUCACCGGUUAUCAUAAAUACUGUGAUUACCAUAACUUCAGCACUUUAUACAGCUAAGGAAACCAUCCCACAAGAAACUGCUUCUUCUACAGCACAUUUAUGGGAAAAGAAGGAUACAAAGAGUUUAAAAAUGUGGUUUCUUGACGAACCGAAUGAAGUUGAAAAAAUAGCUCCCACAACUGAAUUGGUACCCAAAGGAGAAAUAAUAAGAAUGAACAUUGAUUCUAUUUUUCUAGUUCUUGGGGCUGGAAUUGGUCAUCGAACAGUACCUAUGCUUUUGGCAAAAUCACGUUUCUCAGGGGAAGGCAAAAACUGGAGUUCCCUAAUAAAUCUCCACUGUCAACUUGAGCUAGAAGUACAUUAUUACAACGAAAUGUUUGGUGUGUGGGAGCCUUUGCUUGAACCCUUAGAAAUUGAUCAGACUGAGGAUUUUAGACCAUGGAAUCUUGGAAUCAAGAUGAAAAAGAAAGCCAAAAAGGCCAUUGUUGAGUCAAGUACUGAAGAAGAAAAUUACAAGGUACCAGAAUAUAAAACUAUCAUCACUUUCCAUUCAAAAGACCAACUAAACAUUACAUUAUCCAAAUGUGGCCUUGUAAUGUUAAAUAAUUUAGUCAAGGCAUUUACAGAAGCUGCCACUGGAUCUUCAGCUGCCUUCAUAAGGGAUCUAGCACCAUUUAUGAUUUUAAAUUCUCUUGGACUUAGUAUCUCUGUUUCACCAAGUGACUCUUUUAGUGUGCUCAGCGUACCUAUGGCAAAAUCAUAUGUAUUGAAAAAUGAGGAGAGUUUAAGUAUGGAUUAUAUCCGAACUAAGGACAGUGAUCAUUUCAAUGCAAUGACCAGCCUAAGCAGCAAAUUCUUCUUCAUUCUUCUUACACCUGCUAACCACUCUACUGCUGAUAAAAUCCCUUUAACAAAAGUGGGACGACGACUGUACACUGUAAGACACAGAGAGUCUGGAGUUGAAAGAUCUAUUGUUUGUCAAAUUGAUGCAGUGGAAGGAAGUAAGAAGGUAACAAUUCGCUCCCCAGUGCAGAUUAGAAAUCAUUUUUCAAUACCACUUUAUGUUUAUGGAGGGGACACCUUAUUGGGAACGGCUUCACCUGGAAGUGAAUUUAACAUACCAUUAGCAUCUUACCGAUCACUCCUUUCCCUGAAGCCAGAAGAUGAGGACUAUCAAAUGUGUGAAGGAAUUGAUUUUGAAGAAAUUAUAAAAAAUGAUGGCACUUUUCUCAAGAAGAAAUGUAGAUCUAUAAACCCUUCCAAGAAGCCAUUUAUCAUUAAUAUUGUCCCAGAAAAAGAUAAUUUGACAUCUGUGCAAGUGUAUUCAGAAGAUGGUUGGGACUUACCAUAUAUAAUGCAUUUGUGGCCACCUAUUCUACUCCGAAAUCUUCUUCCUUACAAAAUUGCUUAUUAUAUAGAGGGCAUUGAACAUAGAGUUUUUACUCUACAUGAAGGCCGUUCAGCCCAGAUUUGUACUGUACAGUUGGAUAAAGCCAGGCUGCAUUUAAAAUUACUUGACUAUCUUAAUCAUGAUUGGAAAAGUGAAUAUCAUAUGAAACCUAAUCAACAAGAUAUUAGUUUCAUCAGUUUUACUUGUGUUACAGAAAUAGAAAAGACUGAUUUAGAUAUUGCUAUCCAUGUGACUUAUAAUACUGGCCAGACAGUUAUGGCAUUUCAUAGUCCUUACUGGAUGGUCAAUAAAACUGGUCGAAUGUUACAGUAUAAAGCAGAUGGAAUUCAUCGAAAGCAUCCACCUAAUUAUAAAAAGCCAGUUCUCUUUUCUUUUCAGCCAAAGCAUUUUUUUAAUAACAAUAAGGUUCAGCUUAUGGUAACUGAUAGUGAAUUGUCAGAUCAGUUUUCAAUUGAUACUGUUGGUAGUCAUGGAGCUGUUAAAUGUAAGGGCCUGAAAAUGGAAUAUCAAGUUGGUGUCACUAUAGAUCUUAGCAGUUUUAACAUUACCAGAAUUGUCACAUUUACACCCUUUUUUUUGCUUAAAAACAAAAGUAAAUAUCGUAUAUCAGUGGCUGAAGAGGGAAGUGAUAAAUGGCUCUCUCUUGAUUUGGAGCAGUGUAUCCCCUUUUGGCCUGAGGAUGCUUCUAAUAAACUUCUUAUUCAAGUUGAAAGGAGUGAAGGCUCUCCCAAAAAGAUACAUUUUAACAAGCAAGAAAGUUGUAUUUUAUUGCGUCUGGAUAAUGAGCUUGGAGGUAUUAUAGCAGAAGUUAAUUUGGCUGAGCAUUCUACAGUUAUUACAUUUUCAGAUUAUCGUGAUGGAGCAGCUACAUUCCUGUUAAUAAAUCACACCAAGAAUGACAUUGUUCAGUACAAGCAAAGUUCCCUCUGUGAAAUAGAAGAUUCCCUCCCUCCUGGAAAAGCAGUUUUUUAUACGUGGGCUGAUCCAGUGGGCUCUAGAAAGCUGAAGUGGAGAUGUGGAAAAAGCCACGGUGAAGUAACACAAAAGGAUGAUAUGAUGGCACCUAUAAAUCUGGAGGAAAAGACCAUUUAUUUAGUUUCAUUCUUUGAAGGCUUACAACGCAUUAUUUUAUUCACUGAAGAUCCAAGGGUAUUUAAAGUGACAUACGAAAGUGAGAAAGCAGAGUUAGCAGAGCAAGAAAUUGUGUUGGCAUUACAAGAUGUUGGAAUUUCUCUUGUCAACAAUUAUACAAAGCAAGAAGUAGCCUAUAUCGGCAUUACAAGUUCUGAUGUGGUUUGGGAGACAAAGCCCAAGAAGAAGGCAAGAUGGAAGCCAAUGAGUGUAAAGCACACUGAGAAGUUAGAGAAAGAAUUUAAGGAAUAUACUGAAUCUUCACCGUCAGAAGAUAAGGUUAUUGAGUUGGACACUAACAUUCCGGUUCGCUUCACACCUAGUGGUACUAACAUGAAGAUUUUGCAGCCACAUGUAAUAGCUAUAAGAAGAAAUUACCUUCCAGCAUUAAAAGUAGAAUAUAGCACAUCUGCACAUCAAUCAUCAUUUAGAAUUCAAAUUUACAGAAUACAGAUCCAAAACCAGAUACAUGGUGCUAUAUUUCCAUUUGUGUUUUACCCCAUUAAACCUCCUAAGUCGGUCACCAUGGAUUCAGCACCAAAGCCCUUUACAGAUGUCAGUAUUGUCAUGAGAUCUGCAGGACAUUCGCAGAUAUCACGUAUUAAGUAUUUCAAAGUGUUGAUCCAAGAAAUGGAUCUCAGGUUGGAUCUUGGGUUUGUCUAUGCUAUAUCAGAACUUAUGACAGCAGCUGAAGUAACUGAAAAAACAGAGGUUGAACUUUUUCAUAAAGAUAUAGAAGCUUUCCAAGAAGAAUAUAAAAUAGUUUCAUUAGUAGAUUCAUCACAAUUCAGUCUCUAUGAAUACUUUCAUAUAUCUCCUAUCAAGUUGCAUUUAAGUGUUUCACUGAGUUCAGGUGGCAAAGAAGCUAAAGAUUCAGAACAACCUGAAGGACUGAUGGCAGUUCAUUCUUUAAAUCUUUUGCUGAAGAGUAUUGGUGCCACUCUUACAGAUGUACAAGAUGUAGUUUUUAAGCUUGCAUUUUUUGAACUCAACUAUCAGUUCCAUACAACAUCUGAACUACAGUCUGAAGUAAUAAGACACUAUUCAAAACAGGCCAUUAAGCAGAUGUAUGUACUCAUUCUUGGACUUGAUGUUUUGGGAAAUCCCUUUGGCUUGAUUAGAGAAUUUUCUGAAGGUGUAGAAGCAUUUUUUUAUGAGCCUUACCAGGGAGCCAUCCAGGGUCCUGAAGAGUUUGUGGAAGGAAUGGCACUGGGACUGAAAGCACUAGUUGGUGGAGCUGUUGGUGGAUUAGCUGGUGCUGCCUCCAAAAUCACCAGUGCUAUGGCUAAAGGGGUAGCAGCUAUGACUAUGGAUGAAGACUACCAACAGAAGAGAAGAGAAGCCAUGAACAAGCAACCAGCUGGUCUUAGAGAAGGCAUCACUCGUGGAGGAAAAGGAUUAGUUUCUGGUUUUGUAAGUGGCAUAACAGGAAUUGUUACAAAACCGAUCAAAGGAGCUCAAAAAGAAGGAGCAGCUGGUUUCUUUAAAGGUGUUGGGAAAGGUUUAGUUGGAGCAGUGACAAGGCCAACUGGAGGCAUCAUAGACAUGGCUAGCAGUACAUUUCAGGGAAUAAAAAGAGCUACAGAGACUUCUGAUGAAGUGGAGAGUCUGCGACCCCCUAGGUUCUUUAAUGAAGAUGGAGUUAUCAGACCUUACAGGUUGAGGGAUGGUACUGGAAAUCAAAUGCUACAGGUCAUGGAAAAUGGAAGAUUUGCAAAAUACAAAUAUUUUACCCAUGUCAUGAUCAAUAAAACAGACAUGUUAAUGAUAACCAAAAGUGGUGUGUUGUUUGUAACAAAAGGAACAUUUGGACAGCUUACAUGUGAGUGGCAGUAUAGUUUUGAUGAGUUUACCAAAGAGCCAUUCAUUGUUCAUGAGAGAAGGUUGCGCAUUGAAGCAAAGGAGCGGGUGAAGUCUGUAUUCCAUGCCAAAGAGUUUGGAAAAAUAAUUAACCUCAAGACCCCAGAGGAUGCAAGGUGGAUCCUCAGAAAGCUAGAAGAAGCAAGAGAACCUUCCCCAAGCCUCUGACAGAGACUGCUGCCUGAAGAUACACAGCAAUAAAUCAUUACAAUUUCUACCUUGUACCUUCUAAAACCUGUUUGGGAAGUAUAGUAUAGAAGUAAUUUCAAGUACUUUUAAAAAAAAAUCAGAAUCAGGUAAAACAGUUAUGUGAUUAAACUGUUUCAACUCUUUGGGGAUCCAUUUGGUUUUCUAACUUGAAUCAUGCAUCUGGUUACAAUUCUAAUUACUUUAUAAAGGAAAUAUUUCUUUUAUGAAUCUUAAAUAUUUGCUUCAGGUGAUUCUCUGUAAUGGUGGAGAAAUUGCCCAUAUUUAGCCUAAAUUUAAUGGAGCUAAAUGUAAUGUUCCUAGUUCACAUUUUACAGUUCUAUCAUGCUUACUUCAAGGUCCCUGAAUGAGUGAUGGGUAAAUGAUCAAAUCAAACAUUGCCUUAGUGGUAUCAAGAUAACCUUGGUGGUAGUUUCUUUAGAAACAUGAAGUUCUUUUUACAGAUAAAUAUUUUGGUAUGAUUUUCCUUAUUUUUUUAAAUAGAGAGUAGGUUUGAAUUACUAUAUGAAGUACAUAGCAUGACUAUGAAAAACAAUCUUUUUUAUUUUAUAUAAUACAGAUUGACUAAUACCCCUUCAAGCCUCAUCCUAAGAAAGGCUUGAAGAAAUGAGUGUGCUACCCAAAAAGGGAAGGCCCCUCUCAGAACUUUCAAGCCUUAGAAAUACUUCCUCAAGCCAACUCCUUGAGAUCUACUUGGUUUACCAAGGUCAUGUUUAAUAGAUUGCUGACCUUAAAGGAAAAUUCCUUAGGCCUUAACAAUACCAACUUCCUAUUCACUGGUGGUAUGAAAUAAACAAAAGUCCCACCAUCUUAAUACGAGUUAUGCUUCAGAACAGACAGCCCCUCUCUAUAUGCAUUUCGGGUAAAUGUAUGUACCCUAAAGUCUAGCCCAGUAACCUGUCCUGUUGGCAAUAGAUUGAGAAUUUCUGGUUUGCUUUGUCUACAAUUAUUCAAGUGAGAAUUACUCUUUUAAGUGUAUACUUGUCAGAACAAAACUCAUGGGCUGCACAUUAGUAAAGAUGUCAUGGGGGGUUUUUUCCUUGAUUUUUGUCCAAGAUCCUUGUACCUUGAUAUUAAUGGACUUUUUCAAGUGAAAGGGGAUGAAUAUAUGAUUGUGAACCAUGAAGAGAAUGAUGCAGUGUCUUACUUAGUUAUUGAAUAAUACAAAGUAUUUGAUGCAUGUUGUGCGUACCGCCAAAUUACUAUAAACUGUUUUUAGAAUUGGAGACUACAUAAGUCAAUGGUUGUGAAAUUCUCCUCAGAUUCCUUGCUUUGUUGUAAAAGCUAAAAUAAACAGCAUGCCAGACUGUAAUUGUAUUUCUUCCUGACGAAAUCUUGCUACUAAAUACUAUUGAUUUUCCUCUGAUUACAAAUCUCAUUGUUUAUUAAUAAUAGUUUCCUUCAGAAUUUUUUUUCUUUGCUGAACAUAAAUUUAAUCAUGAGAUGGCAAAUUUCAAAUCUCAUCAUAGUGCAUGCUCCCAUGAUGACCUUUGUUCAAAGUAACAUGCACUUUUUCUCUGUUGCUGAGCUCUGUCAAUUUUGCAUACGUUAGAAUUAAACCUAAGAGCAGAGGCAGUCAGAAAGCUUUUGUCAGAUUGUCCUCAUCUGAAAUGUUGUUUUACUGGAGUUCUAGUCAGUGCCAUUAGCCAAGUACCUCAUUACCUACUCCAGUUUCAUGAUUUUAUUCUCAGAAAAAUACAGACCCAUAACUCUUUGGGUAUCCCAUAGUAAAAGGGAAAAGUCUAAAAGAGUAAGGAUAGAAAUUCUUCUGGUAUCCUCUGGAGGCCAGGCGAAGUGGGUCUUGUAACUACUAUACAUGCAAAGCCAGUGUGCCUAUCCUUCCUGUUCCCUUACCAAUGAGAACCUAGAAAUAUCUUUCCUUAUUCUUUCUCUACCCAUCAGUCAUCUACCCACUAACACCUCCCAUCAAUUCCUGUUUCUAGAAUGGAAAGACCCACAAUUUCAAGAGCAGUAGUUUAUCAAUUGUCUUAGAAGAUUUUCUUCAUCUAAACGAAGAACAUAAGUAGAUCACUAGAUGCGUCAGUCUUUUUAGCAUAACAUUUUACAAUUUACAAUUAUGUGUUUGAUUCUGUAGUCUUUUUCUUGGAUAUUACAGAGUCCAUAAUCUUACGGUAUUUAAAAAUAAUCUACCCUGAAUUAUAUUUAACUGUGUUUAGUGGCUCUCUGCUUGAGAAUUGCAAAGUUGUCUUCGUUUUUUGGUAAUUGCUAUGGAAGAUGUCCUGAGUAUCCUGUCCUUUAUCUCUUUGUAUUGAUAUUAUGUGUUAGCUAUAGCUCUAUACCCUUCAUGUAUCCUGAUCUGUGAUUAUUGUAUGAAGCUGAAGGCAGAGUGUCUGUUCCCUGCCAACUCCUCCAGAAAACUAUGAUCCCUAGACAUAGCAACUUUUUUUUUUUUAAGAAUCAAUUUUAUUUAUUUAUUUAUUUUUGGCUGUGUUGGGUCUUCACUGCUGUGCGCGGGCUUUCUCUAGUUGUGGCGAGGUGGGACUACUCUUGGUUGCAGCGUGCAGACUUCUCACUGCGGUGGCUUCUCUUGUUGCGGAGCACGGGCUCUAGGCGCAUGGGCUUCAGUAGUUGUGGCACACAGGUUCAGUAGUUGUGGCUCACGGGCUCUGGAGCGCAGGCUCAGUAGUUGUGGCGCAUGGGCUUAGUUGCUCCGCGGCAUGUGGGAUCUUCCCAGACCAGGGAUCGAACCCGUGUCCCCUGCAUUGGCAGGCGGAUUCUUAACCACUGCGCCACCAGGGAAGUCCCUAGACAUAGCAACUUUGAUUUCUGAUACAAUAAGAAGCUUGUGAGGGCCUCCCUGGUGGCGCAGUGGUUGAGAGUCUGCCUGCCAAUGCAGGGGACGUGGGUUCGAGCCCUGGUCUGGGAGGAUCCCAUGUGCCGCGGAACGGCUGGGCCCGUGGGCCACAAUUGCUGAGCCUGCGCGUCUGGAGCCUGUGCUCCGCAGCAGGAGAGGCCGCAAUGGUGAGAGGCCCGCGCACCACGAUGAGGAGUGGCCCCCGCUUGCCGCAGCUGGAGAAGGCCCUCGCACAGAAACGAAGACCCAACACAGCCAUAAAUAAAUAAAUUAAAAAAAAAAGAAGCUUGUGAUUUCUUCACAUUUACAAAAUACUCUCUGAACCAAAGAGCGUGUGCACUUCUGCAGUGGCUUCCCUAUUACAGUAUGUAUGUUGGCUGCUUCUUUCCUGGUGUUAGCAAGACCUUGGAAUUUUUCGCAGGCUCAGUUUAGUACAGCUGAGUUAUUUUCUGGUUCCUAAAUAUCAUGACUAGCUGUAGGAAGUCCUUCCCUGUCCCUCUCUCCUCCAGAAUCCUAAUCCAUCCCCAAAUUAUCCUGUGGCCUCCAAAUAAGAAAAUCUUCUUAAACUUAUUUAUCAUUUCUAUAAAAUUAUCUCUCUCAUUUUUUCCAAUGGUAGUAGCAGUAAUAUAAUACUAUCCCAGUGAAUAUAUACGCACCUAGCUCAUCUCUUAGAAAGAGCCUGCAAAGUAGUAUCCUAUUCCUGUCUGGUAAAAAAUAAAGACACUACUCUGUGCCGAAUUUUAUGAACCUUAUUCAGUCAUUAGUUACCAGUUUUAGUUGGUACUUCAGGCCAAGCCAAAGCCCCAGUAUUAAAAAGGUUGGGACAAGGUACUGGGUUAGUUUGCCUGUAGGAACUGAAAGUGCACCGCAUACACUGAAGGGAGAAGUAGCUGUUUGGAAAUGGGCGUUUUCAUGCCCCAGCCAACACAAGUCAGAGAAAUCUGUUUGGGUUCUAGGGCCAUUGCUUUUACCUUUUCUCAAGAUCAGCUAAAAUCCUCAAGGACAGUAUUUUUCAAACUGUAGUUCUUAACCCAUUAGUGAGCUGUAAAAUCAGUUCAAGAUCAGCAUAUUUUAAAAAUAGAAUAGAAAAGAAAAGAAGAGAGUUUUGCGUGUAACAAGGUUAAAUAUUGUUUCCUGAAAUAUCGUUUCAGUUAAAUAAUCUAUACUGUGUGUACUGGGUCACAAUAUAAAACGUACUUUCUUAUUGGGAAUUGCAAUUUGGGGGGGGGGGGGUGGUGGUGGGGAGAAAACCCUUGGAAGCCAGUGCUGUAGGAGGCGUUUACCAUCCAGUGACUUUUGAAACAAUCUGGGCUGUGCCAAGCCUUACCUUACCUUAGAUAAGAAGCAACAGAUCCACGACUCAGGGAGUCUUUAAGUUGUGAGCACUGCCUUUUUCUUUUCUUUCUUUUGAGUGAGAAGACAGGAUAGCUCUUGUUUCGGAAAUGUUUCCCUUUCCUGGUGUGUAUCAGAUACCCUUAGAUACCUGUGUAAUAUGUCCCACUAGAUAUCAGUGAUCUAGAAAAAGCAUAGACACGUUAGAUCCACAAACAGCAAGCACCCAAAAAAGGUCAUAGGAUAUCCUUUAACUACAUGUAUUUCAAUCUCUUGUGCACUAAGCAUUCUACUAAGAUGGGCACAGAAGUUCUCCUUUUAAGUACAUUGAGUGUGCUCCAUCUGCCUUCUGUCUGAUUCACCAUACAGGUGGCAAAGGCAAAUGGGGAGCUUAUUCAUAGGUCACAAUCUUUUAGGGCCAAAAUACUUAUUCUCUGGAGGGUGCUAAAUAAAUGCCAGUGCUGUUUAGCUGAAAAUAAUUGGAUUUCCUAAUUUCUGUAGGAUUCAAGUAGAAAAUACACAUAACCUGAUUCUUUUUGCAAGAUUCAAUACAAAAUUUAUUCACUCUGGUAUUCUUUGGUGCUACCCAGUAUCACUGAUAGCUCCUUUGCAUACUAUAAACGAGGACCAUCCACCCUCCUGCCCAAUCCUUUGAAAUAUACUUUUGAAAUUAUACCUUACUGCUAAUGCUAUACCUAAUCAAGCUAGCACUGAUCAGUUAAAAUUUUUAGGAUUCUUAUCAUCUAUAUUUUUGAUCAUUGCCCAAAACAGCUAUCAGUGCAGACCUUUUCUUAUGCUUCUUUUCUUUCUACCACAGUUGGUGUAAAGCAGUACUUGUUUCAGGGCUAUCCUAAAAGGCCAGCACAAGGACUGAGAAGAUGCUGGAUCAUACUCUUUUACAAACCUUCUUCAUGUUUCUUUAACUGAAACCGUUUUUACUUUAUUUCCUCUUUUGUAAGGUAAAUUGUUCAAUGUCUUUUUUUUUUUUAAGUUUUGCUUUACAAUUACAGAUUAGUUCUUUUCUAAAAGCAUUAUGGCAUUUCCAAAAAACUGAUAAUUCUGGUUACCCAAUGAGCCAUGUAAGAGAUGAAACUUCAAAUUAUAUAGGUUGAUAUGAGUAUAUUUUUUAAAUUUUUAUUACUUUAUACAAAUCCAAAGUUAUUUGUAUUAUAGUUUAGCACCUGCUGUGAUAUCUGUCAACCUGAAAAUCCCUGUCUGUCACUGAAUACCAUUCACAUUCAUUUAGUAUUGCUCUGAUACCUUUAAUAAUGGGUUGCUUCUAACGAAGUCCUUGUAAUAAGAAACCCUGUAAGAGCAAUAUAAUAAAAAGUCUAAUAAUCAGAAGUGUACUUAAGAUAGAUCGUGUUGGAAACCCCCAACAUUUCUUCUAAUGCUAUCAUACCACCAGCGUUCUAUUGGCUACCCAAAAGUUUCCACUUUGGGAGCUGAAAAAUGUUCAAGUAACAAUGUAGACUACAUUGAAAUGUUCUCAAUGUCAAUAAUUUUAUACCCACACUCACAGACUAUUAGAAAUUGUAUGUGGGACUUGUUGCAAGGUCAGGUUGUUGUAGACCUUUUAAAAUGAUCAUCUCUAUAUGUGAAUAUGUGUAUUACAUAUAAAAUUGAAUUUUUCAGGGAAUGUGCACUUUAAAAAUAUUUCCUUACUAAUUUUUGUAUUGACCAAAUAGUCUUUGCUCCUUUGGAAUGCUUAUUCUUUAGCAAAAAUAUGAUUGUUGAUGAUGACAGUUCUUUAAAUGUCUGUUUCUGCAUCAGUGCAAUAUUUCCUUCACUUUUGUGUUCCUUAUACUUACGUCUGACCCGGUUGCCUGUUAUACAGUCUCUGCCUUGAUUCUGUGUGUUCUGGUAAAAUAAUUAAUUUAUAAACAGAAACGUUUACAGUGAAGUUCUUCCUCUUGAAAUUGAACUUAGUCUUUUUUUCCACUGAAAAUUGGUUGACUAUGCUCACCAAUGACUUUUUUCUAAAUAAUAAUUUCUUGCUAUUGGUAGAAUUGGAUUGCUUGGUCACUGACUGCCCAGUUUAACUAUGUGUACCUCUUUCAAAUAAAUUGAGUCAAAUAAAGA
Molecule: messenger RNA, 16089 nt
Organism: Balaenoptera acutorostrata (minke whale)
Lineage: Eukaryota; Metazoa; Chordata; Mammalia; Artiodactyla; Balaenopteridae
Gene: VPS13A
Product: vacuolar protein sorting 13 homolog A
Exons: 72
Coding region: 288-9821 (3177 amino acids)
Biological process (GO): protein retention in Golgi apparatus; protein targeting to vacuole; autophagy
Cellular component (GO): extrinsic component of membrane
Source: RefSeq, a predicted model, not a curated record